AUGUCUCUUGAUCCAACUAAGCUUCCGGAUCCUCCAAUGCCGUCCUAUACUUUUACUAUUUAUCAUCGAGAUGUAUUUGAAAAAUCGAAGUUCAAGGACUACGACUCAUUAAUUGAAAGUAGGCUUGCUCGAUGUCAUGCUAGAGCAAGUUAUUUGGCAUCAAUUUUUGACGAUGAUGACAUUGAAGAAAGGAUAGUUCCUUCAAAUGACAAUCAAAUUGGCGCAAAUGAAACUCUCACAAGGCAACACGAUGUAAUGUGGAGCAAGAUCGGUCGUGUAAAGGUUCCAAAAACAACAAGUACAUACUCCGCGAAUGGUGAGUAUGUUGCAUCAUUUUUACUUGGUACUGAAGAAGUAAAAAAUUUCUUGCUAAUAGAUACAGGCAGUGAUUUGGUUUGGUGGCAAUGUGGACCAUGUGCAGCAAAUAAGUGUUAUAAACAAACUAAUCCUUUAUAUAUUCCCACAAAUUCGAAAAUAUUUCGAAAGGUCAAUUGCAUUCUACAUGGUGAAAAAUGUUUAGAUGGUAUGGAUCCAACUUAUAAAUGUACAACUUACACUCAUCAGUGUCUCUAUGAUAUGAAAUUUACAAGUGGAGAAAGAUCAAAAGGUUAUAUGGCAGAUGACGUGAUUACUUUUGUUUUAGAUCAGAGACAAGUUAGGGUUACGUUUGGAUGUGGCACAGAUCAAAGAGGUAGAAGAAGUUUCAGUGAUGAAUAUUCUGGAAUCGUUGGCCUUGGGCGUAGAAUACUCAGUGGCGCAGGAUUUUCUUUACCAACACAAUUUGGGGCGGACUUAAUGUCCAUGUGUCUCCCGAGAUUUUUUUCAGGAAAGGGAUCUACACUUAGCUUCCUUACAACCCCAUUUCCAAGAGCAAUAUCAGCAAAAUUAUUACCAAAUUACAAGUACCCUUUAUUUUAUUAUGUCAACCUUUAUAAAGUUUUUAUUAAUAAUAAGGUAGUUCCGGUUAGUCCAUCAUGGUGGAAUUUUAAACGAGGCAUGAUCGGUGGAGUUCUCGUGGAUACAGGAACAAGUAUUACUCGCUUUCCUAAAGAUUUUUAUACUGUAUUUCGUUACAUAUUUAGAGCUGAAGUACGAGAUAUUCCAUUGGCUAAAAGUCCAUUCCCAUCUUUGGACACUUGCUAUAGAGAGGAUCCCAAUGGUCGUGAUCUAGAUUUUCCUGUUGUGAAGUUGUACUUUGGUGGCGUAAACCCAAAUAACAUGUUGUUAUUAGCAAAAGAACGAGUUUUUCUGCACUAUCGUGGACUCUAUUGUCUGGCUUUUAUGGGAUGGAAUAGAUCCCGCACUGUAUUAGGAAGUAAUCAACUCCAGGGUAUAGGAUUAACUUUUGAUACUUCAGAAAAUACGUUGUCUUUCGACUUAGAUGCAUGUGAUUGA
Nicotiana tabacum (common tobacco) is the source of this 1395-nucleotide messenger RNA. RefSeq names its product protein ASPARTIC PROTEASE IN GUARD CELL 1-like. Gene Ontology annotation, biological process: proteolysis. The record is from RefSeq and is a predicted model, not a curated record. NCBI's taxonomy places the organism in Eukaryota, Viridiplantae, Streptophyta, Magnoliopsida, Solanales, Solanaceae. Gene Ontology annotation, molecular function: aspartic-type endopeptidase activity.